AUGACAGCAGCAGAAGCACAAAGUAGAGGAGGACAAAGAUGGUCUCUCACCGGAAUGACAGCUCUUGUAACCGGCGGCACUCGCGGGAUUGGGCAUGCCAUAGUGAAUGAUCUAGCCUCAUUUGGUGCUACUGUCUACACUUGUUCAAGAACUGAAUCAGAGCUCAAUAACAGCUUACAACAAUGGCAAUCUCAGGGCUUUUCAGUCACAGGUUCUGUCUGUGAUGUAAGCUCUCGACCACAGAGAGAGAACCUUGUUCAACAAGUUUCCACCACCUUCAACGGCAAGCUCAACAUCUUUGUGAAUAAUGUCGGAACAAACUUUCGAAAGCCAACAGUCGAAUACACUGCUGAAGAAUAUUCAGAGCUGAUGACGGUUAAUUUAGACUCCGCAUUCCAUCUAAGCCAACUUGCAUAUCCUCUUCUUAAAGAAUCUGGAAACGGAAGCAUUGUGUUCAUUUCAUCUGUUGCAGGUGUAGUGAGCUUAGGUACAGGAUCUAUUUAUGCAGCAAGUAAAGCUGCGAUUAAUCAGUUUACGAAAAAUCUGGCUUGUGAAUGGGCGAAAGACAACAUAAGGAGCAAUUCCGUUGUACCGUGGGCAACCAGAACUCCACUUGUUGAACAUCUGUUUAAAAACCAGAAGUUUGUGGAUGAUAUUAUGUCUAGAACUCCUCUUAAGCGGAUUGCAGAACCCGAAGAAGUGUCGUCUUUGGUGACUUUCCUUUGUUUGCCUGCUGCAUCUUACAUCACUGGACAAGUUAUAUGUGUUGAUGGAGGGUUAACUGUGUUUGGAUUUCAACCUAGCAUGAGAAUUACAUGA
Messenger RNA from Lathyrus sativus (Indian pea), 819 nucleotides. NCBI's taxonomy places the organism in Eukaryota, Viridiplantae, Streptophyta, Magnoliopsida, Fabales, Fabaceae. The record is from the annotation of a GenBank genome assembly.